Molecule: messenger RNA, 1386 nt
Organism: Chara braunii
Lineage: Eukaryota; Viridiplantae; Streptophyta; Charophyceae; Charales; Characeae
Source: the annotation of a GenBank genome assembly
CGCGCUGGUAGUUCAUUCGCUCUYAASCCGAGGGCGACGGUAGUUCUCACGGCCGCUCUGUGACUCUCUCUCUCUCUCUCUCUCUCUCUCUCUCUCUCUCUCUCUCUCUCUCUCUCUCUCCGUGGGRGUGGAAGACGAGCAUCAUGGCUCGCCUGCGYGUUUCCAUGCUGCUGGCCUUGGGCGUCGUCGCCCUCGUUCUCUCUGCUGCUCUGCCCUCCGAGUGCGCGCACCGACGGAUGAAGGGCGCUCCUAAGUGCGAUGACGAUGUCGACAACUGCCCAAAUCGUUGCCCCGGAGGACCCAACUGUCCCAAGCCACCGCCGCCCACAAGUGGCAGUUGCGACAAGCCGCUGGGAGAAUGUGACUUCUUCUUCCACGAACACAAGAACGAAGUGCCGACCAUCACUCUCGUCCGAAAGGGGGACAACCAUAUCUACGUCGACUGCGGUCAUAUCGUGCAUCAGGAUGGGCCCGACACGAGGCCGGUCCAGACGGUGAACUCCGCACACUGCUCGCUGCUGUCAGGCGGAUACUGGGACCAGAACAAAUGCGGUCACCACAUUUACGGCAACGGAAGGCACAUCGCGUCUCGGCAUUUCCCCAGCAUUCAGAACCCAUCCCACUUCCUCAACACCUGCAUCAAGGUGCAGAUCAGCGCAGCCCAGUACAAGGACGGAGGCAACUUCAACAACGGUCACAGCAACCCCAGGGCCUGCAUCGUCGUCAAGACGGCAGGGAGCUUCGCCUAAAACGUAGCUACAUGCAGAAGGAAGAGAGAGAGAGAGAGAGAGAGAGAGAGAGAGAGAGAGAGAGAGAGAGAGGGAGAGAGAGAGAGAGAGAAGGGGGUAGAGAGAGAGGUAGAAGAGAGGGAUAGAGAUGGGAAGGCGAUCUUGAGAUAUGACGAAAGGUGGUCGCCUGCACGAGUUUUGUGUUUAAAUUCGUCAUUGUACAGCGAUGCAAAAAUUCAGCAUCUGCAAAGAAUUGCCCAACGUUUUUCUGUCUUGGGUGUGGUCAGGCAUAUGAUUUCUCUUUCUCUCUCUCUCUCUCUCUCUCUCUCUCUCUCUCUCUCUCUCUCUCUCUCUCUCUCUCUCUCUCUCUCUCUCUCUCACAGUGGGUUUACGGGGUUCGGGAUGCGUGUGCGGUUGUGUGGAUGUGGAUGUGUGCUUUGGUGUUUCAAGAUGAUGACAGACAUUCAUCACAGCGACUCCCUAUUAGUACACGUUUUUUUUUUUUUUUUGACUCUUUCCCGCAAGUUGCAGCAUUGUUUUCGCACUGUGGUGCAUUUUUUCCCUUGUGUCCAUAAUCUGUGUGUGGGCAAUAUAGUGCCACGUGUCAAUGGCCUGUCAGCAGGAAUAGUCCUUGUCUUAGUGAGCGCUUGACACCCGG